Cornus florida is the source of this 1791-nucleotide messenger RNA. RefSeq lists its product as uncharacterized. The transcript is spliced from 12 exons. The record is from RefSeq and is a predicted model, not a curated record. Lineage: Eukaryota; Viridiplantae; Streptophyta; Magnoliopsida; Cornales; Cornaceae. The coding region runs from base 161 to 1477 and encodes 438 amino acids.
ACAUAAUAAAAUAUAAAUGAAUUAGGUAGGAGGUAAAUAAUUUGUCUCUACUAUGACAGUUCACAAACAUGUCAAAGAAAGUAAAAAAUCUUGAUGGAAGAUACUAGAGACGAAGUAUAUGGGUAUUUGCUAAUUAAGGUUUCAAAAUAUCUGAUUUUCUAUGAUGCUGCGGCUGCUUUUGUUCUUCUUCUUGUUCAUGGUGUUGUCCCAUCUCAAACCCCCUCAUUUUCAUGAUCUGUUUGGAACCAGUUUCCGAUCUGCCCCUAAAUUGUUCAAUUCCAAUUUUGCAUUGCAUUCUCACUACUUGUUUCAUUCUACUUGUCUGCUUCUUAACAGUAAAGUAGGUAAAGUAUACGCAAACACCACAACUUGGAUGGCUCAAGCAUUAGAUACAAACAAGGCCCAUAGCAUUCAGGGCCCCCUGAUAGAGGAGGAGUUCACUUUUGUUGCAAAUUCUGUUCCCUUCAAUAGUUGUCACGCUUCUACAAUUGUUGAGGUUGAUAAAGAUCAUUUUUUGGUCGCUUAUUUUGGGGGUACAUCAGAGGGAGCACCUGAUGUGAAAAUUUGGUUACAGACAUACAAGAUACAUAGAAGGAUAAUGACUUCAUAUUUUGUUGUAGAAGAAGCACCCCGCAUUGCAGAAUCAAUGCUUGGUAAUAGCCCUUAUGUAUACAUUUAUUUCUGUGAACUUUUUGGGCAGUAUGGCUAUUGGCAUUUUCCCGUUAUUGUCGAUGAAGAACACAAUGUUCCAAUGUGGAACCCUGUGCUAUUUAAGCUUCCAUCCAAUGAGUUGCUUCUGUUCUAUAAAAUUGGCCAAGAGGUUCAAAAAUGGAGUGGAUGCAUGAAGCGGUCUUAUGAUGGAGGUAUCACUUGGACAGAGAGAGAACAGCUCCCCCCGGGUAUAUUAGGACCCAUAAAAAAUAAGCCUAUCUUGUUGGAAAAUGGGCACUUGCUCUGUGGAUCCUCCGUGGAAAGUUGGAACUCUUGGGGGGCUUGGGUGGAGAUAACUGCAGAUUCAGGUAGGACAUGGAGAAAGCAUGGGCCUAUAUAUAUUGAGAAUGAGUCUCUCAGUGUGAUUCAACCAGUUCCUUACCAGACUGCAAAUAGGACCUUGCGUGUUCUAUUGAGAUCCUUUGAUGGCAUCAAUAGAGUUUGUAUGUCAGAAUCGAAUGAUGGUGGGCAGACCUGGGGUUAUGCAAAACCUACUGAGCUACCCAACCCAAAUUCAGGUAUCGAUGGAGUUAAGCUGAAGGAUGACCGUCUGUUACUUGCGUAUAAUACUAUCUCCAGGGGCAUACUCAAAGUUGCACUCUCAAUGAAUGAUGGAGACUCGUGGCACGAUGUCAUGACACUAGAGGAGACUGCGGGAAUGGAGUUCUCUUACCCUGCUGUUAUCCAAGCUAGUGAUGGACUCGUUCACAUCACUUACACAUAUAACAGGACACAGAUUAAGCAUGUUGUUCUCCAACCAAAUUGAUCCAAAAGAAGGAUGCAAGCGUUGGUUGACCUCUAAAAUAAGGCUGCUUAAUUACAAUCAGAAAAAUGAUGGAUAGGGUCCAUUGAGGACUUGGGUAUUGCAGUGGUUGUAUAAAUUGGAUAUCAGGAAAAUGUAGGGACUAAGGGAGGGUUCAGUUCUUGGGUAAUCAGUAAGGAAUGAUAUAAGGGAGCUGAUCCUCUUUUGCAGAAGUAGCGUCUGAACAUUUGUUGGACAAUAAGGGUUUUGCUUGGUUUGUCACAGUUUUUUUUAUUUUCUAUGGUUCUUUAAAAAUAGUUUUAUGAGUUUUUGAAAAA